Molecule: messenger RNA, 786 nt
Organism: Canariomyces notabilis
Lineage: Eukaryota; Fungi; Ascomycota; Sordariomycetes; Sordariales; Chaetomiaceae
Product: 6-phosphogluconolactonase
Exons: 1
Coding region: 1-786 (261 amino acids)
Biological process (GO): carbohydrate metabolic process; pentose-phosphate shunt
Molecular function (GO): 6-phosphogluconolactonase activity
Source: RefSeq, a predicted model, not a curated record
AUGUCCAAACCAACCAACCUCUACUCUUUCCCGAGCGUGGAUGCCCUCGCCCCGGCCCUUCGCGCCUAUGUCAUCUACUGCCAAGAAGCCGGCAUCACCCGCCAUGGCGUCUUCAAGGUAGCCGUGUCAGGCGGCUCGCUGCCCAAGACGCUCGCCCAGGCCCUCCUCGCGCCUCCCACUUCAGAAAACGACACGGUCAAAUGGGACAAGUGGGAGAUUUUCUUUGCCGAUGAGCGCGCCGUGCCCCUCGAUCAUCCCGACUCCAACUACGGCCUGCUCAAGGCUGAGCUGCUCGACAAGCUGCCGGCCGGCACGCCCCAGCCCGUGGUGCAUCCCAUCGAUGUCGAGUACCUCGACGAUCCGCAGGAGCUGGCGGAUCAGUACGAGCAGGUCCUUGUGCGGAGCUUCGCCAGCCGCGACUCGGUCAAGCUGCCCAUCUUCGACCUGCUGUUGCUGGGCUGCGGGCCGGACGGGCAUACCUGCUCGCUGUUCCCUGGUCACGAGCUGCUUCGCGAGACGAGCGCUUGGGUGGCCCCCAUCGAGGACUCGCCCAAGCCCCCUCCCGUGCGCAUCACGCUGACGCUGCCGGUCGUCACGCACGCCGUCAAGGUGGCGUUUGUGGCGACGGGCGCGGGCAAGAAGGAGAUUCUAAAGGAUAUCUUCGAGGAAGGAAAGGGCCUCCCUUGUGCGCUGGUCAACCAGGGCACCGGGGAGCGCUGCAGCUGGUUUGUGGAUAACGCGGCCGUUGAGGGUGUCAGCUACCCGAGAAGGCCGUUCAGUCUAUAG